AUGACCAGUACCUCUGCCAGCUGCGGAAUCGGAAUCACCAUGCAGACUCGCACCUCUGUCAACCAUCUUGGUCGCAAGCGCUGUCCGCACAUCACCAUCGUGGAGAAGAACAAGUGCAUGCGGCCAUACUGCACCUCGGUGGAGCUGCAAGUGGAGCUGCCCGAUCCGACUUGUCCCACCACACAGUGGAGUGAUUGGAGCCCGUGCUCAGCCACCUGUGGUCGCGGCGUGACCAUCCGCACCCGUCUCUUGUUGCUGGAGAACGGACCCGAGAAGGAGAACUGCACGCAGCGAAUGGAGCUGUAUCAACAGAAGGAGUGUGUUAACCCGCAGGACUGCCACAUCAAUAUGGAGCUGGCCAAGGACAUUUGCGUUCAACAGCCGGACUCUGGUCCUUGCCGCGGCAGCUACCAGCGCUACGCCUUCAAUCCGCACACCCAUCGCUGCGAUGCGUUCAGCUACGGCGGUUGCCGUGGAAACCGGAACAACUUCCUUACGGAGAACGACUGUCUGCACACCUGCAGCAUGACAGGCUCCGCCUCGAGCACAGCUCACCAGGAUGGCAAUCUACCCAAAGGCUGCAUCAUGUCCGAGUGGGAAAAUUGGUCGGCCUGUAGUGUCAGCUGCGGCCUCGGCUUCUCCGAGGCCCAUCGCUUUGUCAUAAGCGAGCCGGUGCAUGGCGGCCAGUCCUGUCCCAAGCGUUUGGUCAAACAUCGUCGCCAAUUACUCAAUGUACGUCUCCACAGAGAUUCAAAUAAACACAAUUACAUAUUUUCACCUAUUUUCUAUUGA
Drosophila miranda is the source of this 792-nucleotide messenger RNA. RefSeq names its product spondin-1-like. The transcript has a single exon. Gene Ontology annotation, cellular component: extracellular matrix. Gene Ontology annotation, molecular function: serine-type endopeptidase inhibitor activity. The record is from RefSeq and is a predicted model, not a curated record. Gene Ontology annotation, biological process: cell adhesion. The coding region runs from base 1 to 792 and encodes 263 amino acids. NCBI's taxonomy places the organism in Eukaryota, Metazoa, Arthropoda, Insecta, Diptera, Drosophilidae.